AUGACGAAUUCGUCUUCCUCGGCUCUUCUUCACCGUCUCGUCCAAUUAUCACAAACCCUUAAAGUGAAACUCUCCAAAACCCCGUACAAUCCGCCAGAAGGUUCCCCAAAUGUCUCCAUCAAAUCCACUCUGCAGGAUCUCCUACCAAAUCCCAACAUUUCGGAAGCCGAUUUCCGAACCCACAUCAAAGACUUCGUAUUAUGUUGUGCGUCACUAGCUUCUGCUUUGAACUCCUCCACUGAACACCUUUCGUGGAUUCCGAAUUCACUCUCGUUUACUGCACUCUCGGCAUUGGAAGAUUUUGCCAAAGCUUAUUGUAAUUCUAGCAACGUGAAGGAUUCAAUUAAGAUUGGUGAAUUGGAGUUGGAUUUGAGGUUCUUGGAGAGUGACAAGAGGCUGGUGAUCGAGUUGAUGCCAGAAGUUUUGCCUUUGUUCAAAGAUAAGAUUAAGGAGAGUGCAAUAGAUGAAUCUGAUGAUGGUGAUGGAAUUUCAGCUGCUAGUGCUAAGGCCCCAGUGGCUUAUGCAAUCAUCGCAGCCUAUCAGUUUCGAUGGAUUGUUACACAGGUGGAUUGUUUUAUUUUGGGGAAGUUGUGUCCUUUGGUGGUUCCUUGUGCUUUGACAGCUCUUGAUCACUGGUCUCAAGAAGUCAAGGGCCAGGGCAUGAUUAGCUUUAUACAUCUUGGAAAAAUUGUAAAUGCUGCUGAUUUUGGUAGCUAUGUAGAUGUAAUCCUUGAUGCUUGCUGCCAAAAUGUCGCUUCAGAUGAUGAGAUAUGGCACUAUGUGGUGGAGAUGUCAGUGCUUCUUGUCACUUCAACUCAGAGAAAUAAUCCUCGUAGUCAAUGGUUUGAAAGACUGCUCAAUGAGAUGUUAAAUCACUUGGAACGGCAACCAAGAAAUAAGCAGCGCCGUACUGCAUGGCUGACGCACAUUGAGCCACUUUUCAAUAUUCUUGGUCUCCUACUGCUUGCCCAUUUCAGGCGCCUCUUUCCUCUUUUCUUUAAGUGGAUGCAUGCUGAUGAUGAUGAAACAGUUUUACUGGUUCUGGAGCGGACCAAAACCAUUCUAAGAGUAACAUGGAUAAGAAAUUCACCAUUAAUUGAAAGAUUUGUGGACGAGCUUAUCACUCUGUACAAAGAGGCAGCACUGAAGGUUAAUCGGGAAGCUAUUAGAUCACUUGUUCUUCAAAUACUGACCCUUAUACAGCAUUCCAAUGGUUCACAUUUUGAUGCCACUUGGAAAAAGUACAAGGAUGAUCCGGACCUGAUAUCUCUCUCUGGCCGUUUCAACUCGAUAUAA
This is a messenger RNA of Fraxinus pennsylvanica, 1296 nucleotides long. NCBI's taxonomy places the organism in Eukaryota, Viridiplantae, Streptophyta, Magnoliopsida, Lamiales, Oleaceae. The record is from the annotation of a GenBank genome assembly.